UUUAACUAACCUAAGAUUUUUCUUUCUAUCAUCUCUCCAUUUCAGAGUCGCCAUAUUGGCUGUAUUAUGUUCAAGCUCGUCAAACCACUGGGCAAUAAGUGUUACAAUGAUUUGGUCACCGAUUUUUCGUUGCAAACUUUACAUCAACAAUACAUUAUUACAGCAAAAGAAUUCUUUAGCUUGAAUCUCAAUCUACUGGGCAGUAUGGUUGCGUCCAUUGUCACUUAUUUGGUCAUACUCAUCCAGUUCAUGUUCAUGAAUAGAUCUAACCAAAAUCCGAUGGUGCAUUCUGGAAAUUCUACUGUGAGUACACUCAACUAGAGAAAGCUGUGAGCAUUUGAAA
Rhagoletis pomonella (apple maggot) is the source of this 343-nucleotide messenger RNA. RefSeq names its product gustatory receptor 23a-like. Bases 67 to 321 code for a protein of 84 amino acids. The transcript is spliced from 2 exons. NCBI's taxonomy places the organism in Eukaryota, Metazoa, Arthropoda, Insecta, Diptera, Tephritidae. The record is from RefSeq and is a predicted model, not a curated record. Gene Ontology annotation, biological process: sensory perception of taste. Gene Ontology annotation, cellular component: membrane.